GCAGCAACAGCAGCAGCGCGCUGAGAGUAUUUGCGUUGGUCAGAUCUGCGCGUAAUGCGCUCCAUGACGGACCUCCUCGCUCCUCAUCACCUCCUCAGAGUUUUGGGGACUAACUUCUGCGGUGGAGAAGCAUGAAAACUGGACGAGUGAGCUGAAAGGGCGUCAGAAGGGAACCAUGUGCAGCUCUCUGAGCCCAAAGCAGCGUGGCGGUCCUGGGCUGACAGACAUGCAGCAGUACCACCAGUGGCUCUCGAGUCGUCACGAAGCCAGCCUGCUGCCCAUGAAGGAGGACCUCGCCUUGUGGCUCAGUAAUAUUCUAGGUCUGGAAAUCACAGCUGAGAGCUUCAUGGAUCGGUUAGACAAUGGUUUCCUGUUGUGCCAGCUGGCUGAGACGCUGCAGGAGAAGUUCAGGCAGAGUAAUGGAGACCUGCAUGAGCCUGGCAACAGCAAGAAAACAAUCCCUAAGCGGAGGAUCCCAUGCCGGCAGAACGCUCCCUCCGGUUCUUUCUUUGCAAGAGACAACACAGCCAACUUCCUGGCCUGGUGCCGCCAAGUCGGCGUGGGUGAAACAUGUCUCUUUGAGUCUGAGGGUUUAGUUCUUCAUAAGCAGCCGAGAGAGGUGUGCCUCUGUCUAUUAGAGUUGGGCCGGAUUGCAUCACGUUACAAUGUGGAGCCUCCAGGUCUUAUAAAACUGGAGAAAGAGAUUGAACAAGAAGAAAGGGCGCCUCUACCUCCCCCAUCACCUGUAUCUCCAGUUCAGCCCAUUCCCUCGUCCCCCUCAUCAUCCCCGUCUCCGUCUCCCUCCCCAACACCAACUUCCAACCCAACUCCCACCAAAGUGGCUUCAUCUAAGAAGAGCGCGGGCAAGCUCCUGGAUGAUGCCGUGAGACAUAUCGCUGAUGAACCCCCCUGCAGGUGUGCAAAUAAAUUCUGCGUGGAGAGGCAUUCGCAAGGUCGCUAUCGCGUUGGCGAGAAGAUGCUCUUUAUACGGAUGCUGCACAACAAGCAUGUGAUGGUGCGGGUGGGCGGCGGCUGGGAGACCUUCGAGAGCUAUUUGCUGAAACACGAUCCCUGCCGCAUGCUGCAGAUUUCCAGAGUGGAGGGGAAGAUUUCCCCCAUCACCACCAAGUCCCCCAACAUCAAAGACCUCGCCCCCGACAGCUACCUGGUUGUGGCAGCUCACUACCGCAGCAAGAAGUGAUGGCCGCAGGCGCACAUGGUGCACGACUGUCUCUUUAUAUUUACCCAACA
Molecule: messenger RNA, 1251 nt
Organism: Cyprinodon tularosa
Lineage: Eukaryota; Metazoa; Chordata; Actinopteri; Cyprinodontiformes; Cyprinodontidae
Gene: gas2a
Product: growth arrest-specific protein 2
Exons: 8
Coding region: 176-1201 (341 amino acids)
Biological process (GO): actin crosslink formation
Cellular component (GO): actin filament
Molecular function (GO): microtubule binding; actin filament binding; cytoskeletal adaptor activity
Source: RefSeq, a predicted model, not a curated record